This is a messenger RNA of Labrus mixtus (cuckoo wrasse), 2639 nucleotides long. RefSeq names its product calcyon neuron-specific vesicular protein (gene caly). The transcript has 7 exons. Gene Ontology annotation, molecular function: clathrin light chain binding. Gene Ontology annotation, cellular component: endosome; membrane. The record is from RefSeq and is a predicted model, not a curated record. Gene Ontology annotation, biological process: clathrin coat assembly; G protein-coupled dopamine receptor signaling pathway; endosomal transport. Bases 772 to 1386 code for a protein of 204 amino acids. Lineage: Eukaryota; Metazoa; Chordata; Actinopteri; Labriformes; Labridae.
UUACAUGCGCAGUCCUGCCGUGAAUCACUCAUCACCACGGCAACCGGCGUUCACACCGACAGUGCGGUCCUGUACCGAGCACGGACGACCGGAGGAGAGCACAGAGAACACGCCGGAUUCCUGACUACCACAGCCUGUAUGUAGCCUGUAAAUGGUCGCAGCAGUCUUCAAUGCAGCAAGUUCAGAUAGGCCUAUGCAUGAGCAGUGAAGACUGGAGAAGUUGAGAGGCUCAGGCAUUCACAGCUCGCUCUCAUUCGAAGCACAGUAUUUCUUCUCUUCACCCUCAGAAAUCUGCGUCUCCAGUUUAGCUGAAAAAAAUCUGCGUCUAAGUGUGACUAUGAGUUCAAUUCUUAACUCCUGCCAUGAUGCAUCUCGCAGCUCUCCUCUGCAGGGUGCAUGUGUUUGAGUGUGCGACAAGCUGGUCGUUGGUUAAUCACAGAUUAAAGAUGAUUCAGUGUUCCCACUCUCCACUCACACACUGCGGGGAGGAAAACAUGGUGGUCAGCACAGACGACCACUUCAGCGUGCAGACUGGAGAUCCUCUUACUGCACAGAAAGCCAAACCGUAUCUGCACAGAAUAAGAAAACACAUGAACUGGUUCUGAAUCAGAGCAGACAUCUUACUCUUUUUAAAACAUUUACGAGGAUCCUUGAUUUGAGCUGCAAAAGUACGGCGGUCACGUUUGGUUCCCCAGCACGCAGUGUGAGUCAGUCUGACCCUCAGCUGUCCGUCCCUGCUCUGCAGAUCUGUUCAGACACUUUCAGGCAGCCAUGGUGAAGCUGGGCAGCAAUCUGUCGGACAAGCUGGAGAAACAGCCGUCGGCGGACGAUGGCUUUGACAACGUUCCUCUCAUCACACCCUUGGAGGUCAACCGUCUCCAACAGUCGUUCGCAGACAAGGUCAUUGUGAAGACGUCAACACAUUAUCAGCUGCAGCAGCAGAAGAAGAAGAAGCUGUAUGUGCCGAGCAUCAAGAGGCUGAAUAUCAACUUCUACAGCGACGUUUCAGAUAAAGCAAAGAUCACAGGUCUGAUCCUCAUCACUUUGGCCUUCCUGACCAGCCUGCUCCUCCUCCUCAUGUACAAAGCCAUGUGGUACGACCAACUCACCUGCCCAGAGGGUUUCAUCCUGAAGCAGAAGCACUGCACGCCGGCCGCUCUGGAGAUGUACUACACUGAGCAGCAGCAGGAGCAGCAGGAGCCGGGCAUCAUCCACGGCAGCCCCAACACCGGGCUGUACGCCGCCCUCAGUCACCUCAACCAGAUGAAGAGGGCGGGGCCUGAGCUGCCUCCGCCGUGGUUACCUGUCAUCAGCGCUCUGAAGGAGGCCGAGGCGGGCAAACAAGGCAGCGAGGCAGUGAAGAGAGCACUGCAGGGAGAGGAGUGAAGGGCGGAUGGAUGUGCGGGUUUUAGAGGAGGGGACGUGUGUGUGUGUGUGUGUGUGUGUGUGUGUGUGUGUGUGUGUGUGUGUGUGUCUAUGUGUGUGUGUGUGUGUGUGUGUGUGUAUGUGUGUGUGUGUGUGUGUGUGGUAAAUCGUUGUGGUUGGAGGCAGGAAUGUUAUUAAAGUGUUGGUGAAUGUGCCUGACUUUUACAGUGUUGAUGAGACUAAACUCUGCCACCUUUACCACGUGUGUGUGUGUGUGUGUGUGUGUGUGUGUGUGUGUGUGUGUGUGUGUGUGUGCGCGUGCAUGUGUGUGUGUGUAAAUACUGCAGCCUGUUUAAGCCUUCAUACGUCUGAGCACCUGUACUGUUAUUUUGUCUUCAACAAUGUCUGUAAAGUCGGAGGUGAGAGAACAAGGCUUUCUCCUCAUCACGCCGUCUCGAUAUCUCCGCGUCUAUUCAACAGCCUCAUGAGGGGAUUGUAUUACAAUGAAUGUGCUCAUUAAGAUGAGGAAAUAUGACUGAACAUUUGGAGGUGACUCCACAUUUUACAAUCUCCAAUCUGCUCAUUUAGGUUGUGUGAAGUGUUCUUAGGGUCAGAGGAAAGAGUCUCGCUCUUCGACUCCACACAGUGUUAGUCACACGACCCGAAGCAUGUCGGCUCUCAUGGGAAGGCUUUGGAAACAGUUGAGCAGUCUAAACCAGUGAUUCUUAACCAUGGGCAGCGAGCGCCACCUAGAGGGCCGCAAAAAAUGUUCAGUUUUGGACCUAUGGGCUGCAAGGGCGAGUGGGCCGCACCUAUGGGACUGCAUAGGUUAUCAAUUGACCAGACAGAUAUUACUGUUAUCCAUGAGAUGCUCAGUUACAAUACCUCUUCCCACCACUUGGUGUCGGUAAUCCGUCAGUCAGUUGUGUAACAAGUUCCAAUAAGCAGAAGAAGACACACAGCCAGCCGCUAGCUUGUAGUGAAAGUUCUGGAGAAGUAUUUGAAACUGAAAAAUUAAGACGAAAGUGGUGCCAAACGCCCCCAAAAGUAUUAAGUAUGGCUUUGUGAACGGAGGUAACAUAAUUUAAUUGAUCUAAUUUCCUAAUUUUCUCAUCAGUUUUUUUUGAGUCACUUCUUUUUUGCUGUAGUAAAAUCUAAUUAUUAGUUUUUUUUGCGUUAAUAAGCUUGAUCUGUUCCAUGAAUUGUUAGCCUGUUCAGCGUCUUGUUGUAUGUGCAGGUUUACAUACACAUGAUAAAUGAAAUCUUUGUGAUGA